Pararge aegeria (speckled wood butterfly) is the source of this 3078-nucleotide messenger RNA. It is a transcript of the gene Vps39, whose product is annotated as vam6/Vps39-like protein. Gene Ontology annotation, cellular component: cytoplasm; membrane. The record is from RefSeq and is a predicted model, not a curated record. The transcript is spliced from 13 exons. NCBI's taxonomy places the organism in Eukaryota, Metazoa, Arthropoda, Insecta, Lepidoptera, Nymphalidae. Gene Ontology annotation, molecular function: protein binding. The coding region runs from base 72 to 2645 and encodes 857 amino acids. Gene Ontology annotation, biological process: vesicle-mediated transport; autophagy; intracellular protein transport.
UAUCUAUGGGGCUGCUAAAUUGAUCUUCUUACUGUGUUUAUCUUAUUACUGUGUUUCAUUACUAUUGUAAAAUGCACGAAGCAUACGAAGUGUCUCACUUACUGAAUGCAACUGUCCAAAUAGAAGCAAUAGCUGCGUAUGAUGGAAACUUGUUAUUGGGUACAAGACAGGGCCAUUUGUUGAUGUACUCAUUAUCAAAUAAUAAUGGUAAUCAGAAAUAUGAGCUGCAACUAUUUCGCUAUUGUAAAAACUUCAGUAAGAAACCUAUCCAGCAAAUAGAAGUUAUACCAGAAGACCAUUUGCUACUGUGCCUCACUGACAAUAUUCUAUCAACAUAUGAUACAAAUGGAGUUAAUUUUCCAUUGGUUAAGACAUUCCAUGACACAAAAGGGGCUUCAUUAUUUGCAUUGGACAACAAGUCUGCUACCUCAAUGACUGGUGAAUCAAAUUCUCUAGUAAGUCUCUGUGUAGCUGUAAGGAGAAAGCUGCAAUUAUAUUAUGGGAAAAACGGAGAAUUCAAAAAGCAUCUAUUUGACUUUUCCAUACCAGAUGUGCCUAAGGUGAUGGCCUGGGGUCAGCAAUACCUGUGUGUUGGCUUCAAAGGAGAAUAUACAAUGUUUGAUUUAUCAACACGGGACCCUAAAGAACUAUUUCCCACGAGCAGUUCAAAAUCAUUAGACCCUACAAUAGCAAAGUAUUCAGAAACAUCAUUCCUACUUGGCCGAGAUAACACUUCUGUCCUUGUGGAAGAGGCGAAAGACAUCGAGAUUAUAAAGACCAUCAAGUGGAAGGAAGCCCCAAUAGCUGUUGUAUGGGAUGAGCCAUUUGUAUUAGGUUUGUUGCAAGACCAAGUUAUAGUUCAGACAGUGGAGCCCUCGCUGUUCAUACAGACUUUACCUGAUCUCAAUAAAGCAAGACUGAUGUAUAGGUGUAAGCGUGGUCUGAUAUUUGUAUCCUCAGUGGGGCAGGUGUGGUGUCUCAGUUCCGUGGAUAUCGCCAAACAGAGGCAGCAACUACUAAAAGACAAGCAGUUUCAAAUUGCGAUUGAUUUAACGAAUUUGUCCGACAGUACGGUUGAAGAUAAAAAGCAAACGGUCCAUUCCAUUCAAAAGCUAUUCGCGCUCGAUCUUUUCGAUAACAAAGAGUAUUCUAAGUCCAUGAAGGAAUUUAUUAAACUCAACACGGACCCCGCCGACGUUAUCAAACUCUUUCCAGAAUUGGAUAAGCCAUUUGACAACCAAAAGAAAGGCACCGAGUCUGAAGCGAAAAAGAAAGAUCAAGAAAACGCUUUGAAUGCAUUGAUUGAAUAUUUGUUAGCAUUAAGGAGAUCAAUUGGGAAAAAACCGACUGAGGCGGGCGGUAGCCAAGACGAGUUAGCAAGCCGAAGAAAUGUUACGCAACAGUUGGAGUUGAUUGAUACAACGCUGUUGAAGUGUUAUUUACAGACUAACGAUGCCCUCAUAGCGGCUUUACUCCGCUUGAACAACUGUCGCUUGGACGAAGCGGAAAGAACUUUGUUACAACACAGCAAACACAGCGAACUCAUAAUACUGUACCAGACAAAAGGGCAGCAUAUGAAAGCGCUGCAGCUGCUUUGGGAGCAGGCCAAACAACCAGAUUCCAGCUUGAAGGGUUAUCAUAGGACUAAACAUUAUCUGCAGCAACUAGGUUCAGAACAUAUUAAUUUAAUAUUCAAGUUCUCCGAUUGGAUAUUGAAAGAGUAUCCCGAAGAAGGACUAAAGAUAUUCACCGAGGACAUAGUUGAAGUGGAAAAUCUUCCCCGCCCGAAAGUUCUAGACUUUCUGUUGAGGGAACACGAAUCGCUAGUCAUCCCAUACUUAGAACAUGUAAUCCACACCUGGAAUGAUACAAAUGAAAUAUUCCACGAUGCGUUGAUAAAAAUGUAUCGAGAGAAAAUAACGGAUAAAAAGGCUAACUCGACCGAGGAAGAAUUGCAGCAUAUAAAAUCUAAACUGCUGACGUUUCUAGAAACGUCCGCCUACUUUACGCCGGCGAGAGUAAUACUGCAUUUCCCGAACGACACAUUGUUUGAAGAACGGGCUAUAAUUUUGGGCAAACUUGGCUUACAUGACCAGGCUUUAGCUAUUUAUGUACAGAUUCUCGGUGACGUUGAAAGGGCCAUUCGAUACUGCGAAAAUGUAAGCGGGAAGUCUGAAGAUAAAAACGUUGAUGUGUACGUGAUUUUAAUGAAAAUUCUUAUGAACCCCGAACAAAGUAAUGUUUUAACGGGUCCCUUAGCCAACGUAGCGAGACAUCCGAACUCAAAUGUGCAGGACAUGGAGACGGCUCUCAGUAUACUGGAAAAGCAUGCAGACAAAAUAUCUCCAUUAAAGGCAUUAUCAGUAUUACCGGAUGGAGUGCCAUUGGGUCGACUGAAAUACUUCCUGGAAAGCGCCUUGGAAAGCCAACUAACUCUCAAGCGUCGUACCCAAGUUCUCAAGGGGCUUUUAUAUGCUGAACACUUACAGGUACAAGAACUGAAACAUUUCCACGAGUCACAGAAAAUCGUGAUACACGACUACGAUCUAUGUCCGGUGUGCAAGAAACGCUUCGGUAACCAAAGCGCGUUUGUCCGAUACCCCAACGGCGAUAUAGUCCACUACUCUUGCAGAAUCGAAAAGUAAAAAACAAGCACACGCGAUAUUGGUUCCAAUUCUGUUGUACGCAAAUCUCUAAACUGUAGCCUUAAUAUGCGAUACUCGAUUAUCGCCUCUCUUGUAGAGUCAGGCUAGAAUGGAGUUUAUGAAAUUUGUUUUAAAACUUUAAUUCGUCCACACUACACCAGACGCUGCUGCCGGGAAAAUAAAAAACAGAGUUAAAGAAUUUUUUACUCUAGAUUGAGAGAUAUAAGGUCCAUUUUGCUUUGUCUUAAACUUGGAGUGAUCUAAAUUGAUAGAUUUGAAAGUGCUGGCCAUUGUUUUGAUACUUGUCAAUUAUCAUUGGAGAUUUAUACACAACAAAGUUGUAAACAGCAUCGUACUAGGCCAGGCUGAAAGUUCUCUUUUGCGCAUGUCUCGUGUAAUAAUAACAUCGCAAAUAAAAUUCCUAAAAAAUGUA